AUGGCGGCACCAAAGAUUAUCGUCUUGGGCAGCCUCAAUGGCCAGCUAGAAACCGCCUUCAAGAAGCUCGCAACGCUACAUUCCAAGAACAACUUCUCCAUGGCCAUCCUCACCGGCGAUGUGUUCGGCCCCGACGACGACGACGCAGUUUCUGCCCUAUUGAAUGGAACCCUGGAAGUCCCUCUACCAACCUACUUCACCAUUGGUAGCAACCCUCUGCCCCCGCGUGUCGUCGCCAAGGUCGAGGCCGAGGAGGACAUCUGCCCAAAUCUCCACUUCUUGGGCAAGCGCAGCAUCACCAAGACAUCUGACGGCGUGCGCAUCGUCGCCUUGGGUGGUCAGCUCGAUACAAACAUUGUUGCAGGCCAGUCGAAGGAGCAACACCUGCCCCUCCACACCGUCGAUGAUGCGAACAGCCUGCGCGGCGCCAACAGCGCUGAUAUCCUCUUGACCUCGAUGUGGCCCGCAGGCGUAUGGACCGGCUCCCAAGUUGCUCUCGAUCCCACGAACCAAGCCUCCAUAGCUGUUUCGGAAUCUAUCGCCCAUCUAUGUGCUACUCUCAAGCCUCGGUACCAUCUAUCCGCCUCGCCAAGCAACUUCUUCUACGAACGCGAGGCCUUUGUGCAUCCUACCAAAGAGUCCGAAACCCCUGCCGUCACGCGAUUUAUCUCGAUGGCGCCGUACGGCAAUGACGCCAAGGCAAAGGCGAUAUAUGCUUUCAGUCUUAACAAGGCUGACGUUGCUAUUCCCACGGGCGCUACGUCGUCGCCCUUCAACGCCCCCAAGAAGCGCCCGGCGAAAGACGACUCAUACAGCCGAUAUGGCCGCGACGAUCGUGAGAGGGGCUAUCGUGGUCGACAGAAGCAUCGCCAUCGGUCUCCUCCACCUGGUCCCGACAGAUGUUACUUCUGUCUCUCCAAUCCUAAUCUCGCUGUUCAUAUGUGCUGCAGCAUUGGCAAUGAUGCCUACGUCUCAACUGCAAAGGGCCCUCUCCCUACCUCUUCCACCUUUGCUGAGCAAGGCCUCUCUUUUCCUGGGCACUUCAUCAUCGUCCCGCUUCCACACAACCCCACGAUCCCAAGCAUUGGCUCCGUCUCGGAUCCAGAGGGUGACGCCGUAAAGGCGUACAACGAGAUGACGCGCUUCCGCGAGGCGAUCCAGGCCAUGAUUGCCAGCAAGAGCUCCCACAAGCUCGGCGUCGUCACAUGGGAGAUUAGCCGUGAGCGCAACGUCCAUCUCAUCUGGCAACUUCUUCCCCUGCCGGCCGACCUCAUUUACAAGGACGUCGCCGAAGCUGCGUUCCGCGUUGAGGCUGAGAACCAGUCUUAUCCAGCCUUCACCACUCGCGACCUCACCCUCGCGCAGCAGGCCGAGUCAGGGGGCGACUUCUUCCGCGUGUGGCUUUGGGCAGACGACGGCGAGGACCGCAUUAAGGGUAAAACCCUCGUCAUGCCGCUGCCCUCUGACAUGCGCUUCGAUCUGCAGUUUGGCCGCCGGGUUGUGGCCAAACUCCUGGGGCUCGAGGACCGCAUCAUCUGGAAAGACUGUGAGCAGACGGUCGAGGAGGAGACAAAGGAUGUAGAGGCUUUCAGGGAGGCGUUCAAGGAAUGGGAUUUUGCUGCUUGA
This is a messenger RNA of Fusarium keratoplasticum, 1626 nucleotides long. RefSeq lists its product as uncharacterized. Gene Ontology annotation, biological process: mRNA splicing, via spliceosome. Bases 1 to 1626 code for a protein of 541 amino acids. The transcript is spliced from 2 exons. Lineage: Eukaryota; Fungi; Ascomycota; Sordariomycetes; Hypocreales; Nectriaceae. Gene Ontology annotation, molecular function: RNA lariat debranching enzyme activator activity. Gene Ontology annotation, cellular component: post-mRNA release spliceosomal complex. The record is from RefSeq and is a predicted model, not a curated record.